Messenger RNA from Parnassius apollo (apollo), 903 nucleotides. Lineage: Eukaryota; Metazoa; Arthropoda; Insecta; Lepidoptera; Papilionidae. The record is from the annotation of a GenBank genome assembly.
AUGAUCCAGACUACCAGCCGUCUACAGACGAAGAGUCGGAGAGGGAGGAGUAGAUGUUCUGAUCAUAGUUUAUCUAAAGAAAGCACAGAAUUACCUGCAAACGAACGCCAACAACAAGACAACAAUGUAUGUGAUGUAUGUCGAAUUCGAGCUGGAAUAUACCCUCAUCAGAUGGCUCAAGAAAAAAGCAGUUUCCGUUUACAGCUGUCCCAGCAAAACUCUCAUUUAUUGGGGACUCUCAGAAAGAACAGAAAAGGGCUGCCAAAAGAAAUAUCAAAAGAGAAACUGAAGAAAGGCGAGACGUGUGUAAUGGAAAAUAAUGACGGAGUGUUGGUUUUACGAUGGAAAGACAAGCGUGAUGCGUUGGCUCUAUCAACUCGGCAUACACCUGGUUUUGUCAACGUGCGCAGCAGGAGAAACCGUAACAAAGUGACUAUGAAACCAACCCUGAUAGCGACCUAUAAUAGUCAUAAAUGUUCUACUGACUACUCAGAUCAAAUGGGUAGUUAUUCUAAUCCAGCAAGGAGAAGCUUGCGAUGGUUCCAAAAAUUAGCUAUAGAACUUUUAUUUAUAACAUCUUUGAUCAAUGCUUUUAUUUUGUUCAAAACUUCCAAGAACUUGACGUCCAAAAAAUAUACCAUAACAACAUUUAAGGAAAAUAUUUGCCGUGCAUUGAUGGGUCUUGACAAACCAAGAAGACAAAAUAACCAGAGUUGCUCAAAUGGACACCAAUUUGGAAAAUCUCCGUUGGUCGACCAUCGUAACCGAAUAGUCAGAAGAUGCAUCCACUGCUAUGAAAAGAAGAGAGAAGAAGGUUUGACAAGCAUAGAAGCAUGUAAAAUAACUAAGAAAGUCAAUAUAGUGUACUUACUCUGCCCAUCAAAACCCAGUGUAUGCUCAUAA